Molecule: messenger RNA, 1689 nt
Organism: Symbiodinium pilosum
Lineage: Eukaryota; Dinophyceae; Suessiales; Symbiodiniaceae
Source: the annotation of a GenBank genome assembly
AUGACUGCGUCCUGCUGCUGCCCAGACAAGGUGUUUCAGCUUUUACGAAGCCCACGGGGCGGCAGCCGCCGGCCUUCACAGUUCCUGUCGCAAGCAAUAAAGAGGCGGAUCUUGAGGGACCGCGGCAACACGCAGGAUAUCCACACGCUGCUCCUGUGCCCAGAUCCUUCUCGACGCCUCAGCAAAUGUUACCAUUCCGCUGUUCCACUUGGUGCAGGGGGUUUCGGGCAAGUCUUCCGAAUGGAACACAACUUGACCGGAGAGACCCGAGCAAUUAAGAUCAUCCGCAAGCCUUCCGAACUUGAGGAGCUGCAGAGGAUCUUGAACGAAGUGUGUGCGCUGCUGCAACUGGACCACCCCAACAUUGCAAAGCUUUAUGAGUAUUUUGAAGACCGCAAAGCCAUCUACGUGGUCACCGAGUUAUGUACAGGCGGCAAUCUGGGGGAGUUAGAUCCACAAGUGGAUGACAUCGAUGAGAUUCGACUUUUGUUUCGGGAUGUCACGCGAGCAGUAGCAUAUUGCCACUCAGAAGGUAUCGCGCACAGAGACCUGAAGUUUGAAAACUGCUUGCUCACAGAAUGCCAGGGCAGACGGUUCGGGCGGAUGGCGAAGGUCAUCGACUUUGGCCUUGCUGGCAUGAAGCCCCUUGCUGGAAGCACAGCGAGCACUUGGAUGAACGAAGUUGUCGGCACCUUGUAUUUUCUCGCUCCGGAAGUUCUGAAAAGUCAGGAUCCUUUGUACAGCUAUGGCCUUGAGUGUGACCUGUGGUCCCUCGGGGUUAUGAUUUUCUUUGUCCUGACCAAUGAGCAUCCCUUUUGCAGUUCCGCCUCAGGGGUUGAAGAUGCUUUCCAGCGCAUUACUCGGGGCCCACUCCGUGCGUCGUAUUUGAAGGCCGCGGAGGUGGAUGAGGAGGCAGAGCGACUCGUGAAGUUGCUACUGGCUAAGGAGCCAUUGAAUCGCCUGAGUGCAGCAGAGGCGCUCCUGCAGCCCUGGCUGCAGCCGCCUGAGUAUGUCAGUGAUGCGGAGAGUGACAGUUCUGAGUCGCCUCGGAUGCCGCACCUUCCCGGAAAAGUGAAGACCCUUGUCGAGCGCAUCCUUUCCUUCUCAAAGUUCUCUCGCUUUGAGCGGGCAAUCCUGACAGUAGCCGCGCAUGAGGCAAAUGGCAAGGACGUAGAGGACCAAGCUUCGGUUUUUGCGGCCCUGGACUCGUCAAACUCUGGUUGGAUCACUCGAGAGGACUUUCUUCGUGCCCUCUUGGGCGCGGGAAUGCAUCUAGAAAGCUAUGAGGAGGAUGCCGUGCUGCGAGCUCUGGACCCAGACAUGGAUCAGAAAAUCCAGUACACCGACUGGUUGGCGGCGACCCUGAAACCAGCGCAGAUCACAUCGGAGAAGAGCGUUGAGGAGCUUUUCAACUUCUUUGACUUGCGCGGCACGGGCCAAAUUUCGCUGGAUGACUUAAGCCAGGUUCUGGGACAAGAGAUGGCAUGCCAUGUGGCGAUGCAGGCACAGGCCAACGAAGAGGGUGUUAUCUCAAAAAGUAGCUUCCGUAAGUUCAUUCUCAAUGCCAUGGCCAAGCUUGAGCUUCAGGUCCAAGAAGACAAAGAGACUCAUCUUGCUGUCCACCUAUGCUCAGCUACAAACGAAAUUCCCUUGGCUCUGCCAGGCUGCAAGCAUGCCGUCUUGAUAUGA